CAUCACGCUGAUGACGUGUGCAUAAUGAAUAAAGUCAAUGAAGGAGAAGAAGCCCUUGGCGUAAGCAAGCGCGAUUCUGCAGUCCUGGAAGAGAUGAGUGAAACCACAUUCGAAGAUGCACUAACCGAGACCCGAGAAGGUGGGCAUCAUGCUGAGGAGUUCUCUACGGCCACUGCUGCCAUUUUGGCUCUUGCACAACCCACAACCUCAGCUGUUGACGGGGUGAAUUACGUAGACACUGCUGUGGAUGGGUACAAAGUGCAGAGGCCGAAGUCCCAGCAGUGCCCGACCGUCCGCCAGUGGGUAGAGUGCGCUUCAGCCUUGCCAGCGACAACCAGACUAGGAUGGUCACGUCGUGCAACUGCUCCGAAAACACAACUCCCUGCACUCACAUCGAGAUACGCAUUUUGCGUAUGGAUGUCAUCUGUUCUACCGACGACGUUGCCACUCGCCAAAACCAUCAGAAGUCAUUCGCCCAAUGGCUGAUGGAUGAUGAUCAUGUCGAAGAUCACCUGAUGUUCCUGAUCAGCGUCGCCUUCGCGGGCAGCAUGAUAAUGGCGCUCACGUUCGCCUGGCUCGAGGUUGACGUGGCAUUGGCGAACGUGUCCUGGCCGCUCGCCGCGCCCGUGGUCCUGUUGCUCGCCACGCAGAGCUGCUUGUGGGGCCUGGCGGCAAUCUACGCGCUUUGGCUUUACCCGAAGGCUUAUCUCCGAUGGAAGAGGGAGCCACCGCACCGACGGACUCAUUCAAGUGCCAGGCGCAGGAACCGCCGUAGGCGUCACAGAAGGCGGCGCUACAGCGAAAGAAACAGUCCGCAAAUAGUUGACCGAUGGCCACACUCUGCAAGCAGUUCAAUGCACACUCACAGCCUGCAGACAGUCUGAACUGACAAGGCCCGUUGCGUUCGUAUGCACCUUGCAGUGAACUACUGCAACGACAACAGCGUUCGAACAGGAAGCUUGAUUAAGUGUAUAUGAAGGUGCCCAGGAAAGAAAUCCUUAUGGAAGUUGUUAUCAGAGAAAUCGCGAGACAGAUAUCUCAAGACAUAUGACAUUGUUUCGAUGCAAUCUUCCUGAACAGUUUCCACAUGAAAUGUUACAUCAGAUUGAACACCCCAUUCAACCGAUGUAUAUUUGUAGGAUAGCGUAGUUUUUUUGUUAGUGCAAUAAUAAAUUAUUGAA
Dermacentor albipictus is the source of this 1181-nucleotide messenger RNA. RefSeq lists its product as uncharacterized. NCBI's taxonomy places the organism in Eukaryota, Metazoa, Arthropoda, Arachnida, Ixodida, Ixodidae. The record is from RefSeq and is a predicted model, not a curated record.